This is a messenger RNA of Ambispora leptoticha, 279 nucleotides long. The record is from the annotation of a GenBank genome assembly. NCBI's taxonomy places the organism in Eukaryota, Fungi, Glomeromycota, Glomeromycetes, Archaeosporales, Ambisporaceae.
AUGACGGCAAAACUUUACCGCCAAAACAUGGCAGUACAACGGUGGGAUUUUGGGAAUAUUAAAAAAUAUUCAAGGGAUCCUGUCAAUGAUCCUGCUGGUUGCAACGCGCCAAACUUGCCAGCUUUUCAGAUCACGAUUCCUAUAGGUGAAGUAUUUUGGGAUCCACCGUCUCCUAUCCCACCUGCAUAUGUUCCAGUAAUCCCGGCAACCAUAAUUGGUACCAAUUUUAUUAUUGACUUGUACCGGAUCCAGCGAAUUGCUUUAAAAGCUAAAGUGUGA